AUGGGGAGCAGACCUGUAAACUUUGGUGCAGUUCCUACGGUAGUCCCACGCGCACCGUCCAGAAAGCUUCAAUAUGCAGAUGUCGCUGUUACCGCAACAGCAAAGGAAUUCGCGGGGGUUUACAGAGAUAAGCAAUACCACGCUCCUGACUUUGAGUGUACACUCGACCGGGCCCUUGACGCUAGCGUCUCAAAAGUUCUACUCACUGGCAUGCGUCUCGCUGACGUCGCUUCGAAUGCGGCCAUUGCAAGAUCUCGUCCUAGCCAGUGCUUCAUUACGGCAGGAGUGCAUCCUUAUCAUGCGCUUGAAAUCGAACAGGGCGGUCAAGAUUAUCUCCAGCGUCUAGCAGGUGAAGUGCACGCCCUUCGGAGACAAAGCCCAAGUCCACUUGCCGCAUUUGGAGAACUUGGUCUCGAUUACGACCGGUUACAAUAUGCAGGCAAAGAGACGCAAAGAGAGGCAUUCAAGGCUCAACUAGACCUAUAUGUGUCCGAGAAGUUUGACCUUCCACUGUUUUUGCACUGCCGAUCGGCAUUCGAAGAUUUCGUGGAAAUCAUAACACCAUACACACCGCUGCUUCGCCGACGUGGCCUGGUUCACAGCUUUGUUGGGUCGACUGAUCAGAUGCAAAAGCUUGUCGAGCUAGGCUUCGACAUAAGCGUCAAUGCUUUCAGUUUUUCCGACGAGGAGAGCCUCAAGAUGGUAGCCGAUGUUCCAUUACAUCGCCUUCAAAUCGAGACUGAUUCACCGUGGGGUUAUUUGCCAGACGCUUCUGAGCUCGUAAAGCGCUAUUGCGCAAAUGCUUCUCAACUGCCACUGGCGAAGAAACGGAAUAAAUGGGAGUCUCGUUGUAUGGUUAAAGAAAGAAACGAAAGCUGUAUGAUUGAGCGAAUUGCUUUCAUAGUUGCUGGACUAAAGGGUAUUACUAUAGAGGAAGUUGCUGAUAGAGCUUGGGAAAACAGUAUACAAAUGUUUAGUCUCGAAAGAAGCUAA
Molecule: messenger RNA, 993 nt
Organism: Trichoderma virens Gv29-8
Lineage: Eukaryota; Fungi; Ascomycota; Sordariomycetes; Hypocreales; Hypocreaceae
Exons: 2
Coding region: 1-993 (330 amino acids)
Cellular component (GO): cytosol
Molecular function (GO): 3'-5'-DNA exonuclease activity
Source: RefSeq, a predicted model, not a curated record